AUGGGUCAACUACUGAGCUUUAUCAAUGGAACAGAUCAUGCUGAGCAGAUAUUCAUUGACUUUGAGAACGCUCAACCAUCGGAGGAGGAGAAGGUACUUCAUCAGACAGUGGGUGAGGUGUUGAACAAGGGUCCAGAGAUACUUCAGAAGCUCACGACAUACACUGGAUGCAAUGAGUAUAUUAGAAGAGCGAUUACCAACCCUGGCCCAGACACUGAGGAGACGGCUUGGGAGCACGUGCUGCCUGCAGUCGACAUCUUGCAGGAGUUCUACGACUAUUCAUUGCUGCUGGAGGGUUGCUUCCCCAAGCUGCUCGUGGCACUGUGCAAGGACGAUCCAAAGAUCAGUCUCUCCAACAAACAAGCUCUUGCCAAGCAGCUGGCCGACGUAUUCGACUUUGUUCUGCGAUUCGACGAUGCCAAGAUGGUCAAUCCAGCGAUCCAGAACGACUUCUCAUAUUACCGUCGCACAUUGAACAGAAUGAAGCUCACCAAGAAGGACUCAAACAUCAAGAUUCGCGAUGAGUUGGCAAACAGAAUGUCAUUGUUCUUUGCCUACCCAACACCAAUGAUGAAGGUGCUCAGUGAAACUACUGCCAAGUUCCUUCAAACUGAAACCACUGUGCCUAGAGAUCACGUAACAACUUCGCUGGCGACAAUGGCCAACGUUUGCCAUGACAUGGUGGACAAGAAGAAGUUCAACAACAAUGAGAUCAAUAUGUUCUGUUUGAGAGCUAUGGUUGGCUCCAUCAUUCUGUUCGAUCACAUACAUCCAGCAGGCGCCUUUAUAAAGAAGUCAUCGAUCAAUAUCAAAGGAUGUAUUGUCACUCUCAAGGAUCACAACACAAACUCAUUGACAGAUGGUCUGCUGAACGCUCUAAGAUUUACGACGAUACACUUGAACGAUCCAGAAACGCCAGGUUCCAUCAAACAGUUGUUAUUGCUCGAUUAG
This is a messenger RNA of Acytostelium subglobosum LB1, 951 nucleotides long. RefSeq lists its product as hypothetical. The record is from RefSeq and is a predicted model, not a curated record. The transcript has 5 exons. Gene Ontology annotation, biological process: regulation of actin filament polymerization. Gene Ontology annotation, molecular function: small GTPase binding. NCBI's taxonomy places the organism in Eukaryota, Evosea, Eumycetozoa, Acytosteliales, Acytosteliaceae. Bases 1 to 951 code for a protein of 316 amino acids.